AGGUAAAAGAAGAUUGGAAGUACGUUGCAAUGGUACUGGAUCGUCUGUUCCUAUGGAUCUUCACGUUGGCAGUCCUUGUAGGUACCGCAGGAAUCAUCCUACAAGCUCCGACGCUGUACGACGAUCGCAUUCCAAUCGACAAGAAGUUCUCAGAAUUCGCAACAUCCACGGUAGUCCGUUGUCCACCACCCCAGUAACACUACCUUCCAUCUAUAAUUUAAUCCACAAAGAUCACGACUAUACAAUUAAUAAUGGAAAGAAAACCGUACCUUGUUAAUGUAAAUAAUGUAUGAUGAUGAUAUCAAGUGGAUGAUGUUUGUAGCGGAUGAGUGGAGAGGAAGAUUCCAAAAGAAAGUAUCGGGAGCCCAAUAAAAUAUACAAUAAUAUAAAAUAAUAAUAUAAUAUUCAUUUGCACACGAUUUGCUCAAAAUUGUUUAAAUUCAAAAACAAGAACAAAAUAAUGAGAAUAUUUUUGUAAACCCCAAAGAAAACGAGCGAAAGUGAAAUGAAAUCGGGAGCAGAUCAUAUCUUUGCCUGAAGAAUUGCCCAAAAAAA
This is a messenger RNA of Nicrophorus vespilloides, 555 nucleotides long. Its product is annotated as acetylcholine receptor subunit alpha-like. Gene Ontology annotation, cellular component: membrane. Gene Ontology annotation, biological process: monoatomic ion transport. The record is from RefSeq and is a predicted model, not a curated record. Lineage: Eukaryota; Metazoa; Arthropoda; Insecta; Coleoptera; Silphidae.